UUCAUCAAGCUUCUUUUUAACUUCCGCCAUGGGUAUGAAGAUUCCGAAUGGAGGAAGCUCAGUGAAUACAAUCGAAAAAGGGUUUGAGGCAAAAGCGGGAACCGAAAUCAAUUUUGGCCGAGACGCUAGUCAUGCGCCACUCGUUAAAAGACAUCAUCAAGAUUGUGGUACCGGCUAUGCCGUUGUCGGAGUCCCCGUCUACCAACCGGUAGUUUGCACAAGUUGUGGUGAGGAUCAUCAUCAUCACCAUCAUGACCACUGCUAGGGUAGAAAACCCAAUUCAUAGCUUCCAAGCAUAUUUGUCCCACCAUUUUUGGUUCUAGUCCUACAGUAUACAAGCCUUUCCUCUUUUUCUUUGUCACUAAUGGCACUGGUACAUUUUCAUGUAUCACAUUCACAAUUGAACCCA
Molecule: messenger RNA, 409 nt
Organism: Puccinia graminis f. sp. tritici CRL 75-36-700-3
Lineage: Eukaryota; Fungi; Basidiomycota; Pucciniomycetes; Pucciniales; Pucciniaceae
Exons: 4
Coding region: 29-265 (78 amino acids)
Source: RefSeq, a predicted model, not a curated record